GGCCCAAAAAGCAAAGUGUGCUAAAUUAGCAAAGAAAAGCAAGAAAGGUAAAGGAGGAAAACGAUGCAAAGGGGAGUGCGAUUCAAUGCCCGAUUCAAUCCAAAGAAAUAAACGAUGCAAAGGAGAGUGCGAUUCAAUGCCCGAUUCAAUCCAAAGAAAUAAAAAAUGCAAAGGGGAGUGCGAUUCAAUGCCCGAUUCAAUCCAAAGAAAUAAAAAAUGUAAAGGGGAGUGCGAUUCAAUGCCCGAUACAAUCCAAAAGAAAAAGAAAAGCAAAGGUAAAGGUGGUAAGGACGCUUCUCAAGCCAAACUAAAAAAGAAAUGUAAGGCCCUCGCCCAAAAAGCAAAGUGUGCUAAAUUAGCAAAGAAAAGCAAGAAAGGUAAAGGAGGAAAAGGUAAAUCAAAGAAAAGCAAGCAAGCCAAACUAAAAAAGCAUUGUAAGGCACUUGCCCAAAAAGCAAAGUGUACUAAAUUAGCAAAGAAAAGCAAGCAAGCCAAACUAAAAAAGCAAUGUAAAGCACUGGCCCAAAAAGCAAAGUGUGCUAAAUUAGCAAAGAAAAGCAAGAAAGGUAAAGGAGGAAAACGAUGCAAAGGAGAGUGCGAUUCAAUGCCCGAUUCAAUCCAAAGAAAUAAAAAAUGCAAAGGGGAGUGCGAUUCAAUGCCCGAUUCAAUCCAAAGAAAUAAACGAUGCAAAGGAGAUUGUGUCGAUCAAAUGGAAAUGAAAAAACGAUGCAAAGGAGAAUGUGAUUCAAUGCCCGAUACAAUUCAAAGAAAAAAGAAAAGCAAGGGUGGUAAGAGCGCUUCUCAACAAAACAAACUAAAAAAACAAUGUAAAGAAUUGGCCCAAAAAGCAAAGUGUACUAAAUUAGCAAAGAAAAGCAAGCAAGCCAAACUAAAAAAGCAAUGCAAGGCAAUGGCUAAGAAAGAAAAGCAAAAUCAGUUAAAAAAGCAAUGCAAGGCAAUGGCCAAGAAGGAACAAAAAGCAAUGUUAAAAAAGAAAUGUGCAGCUAUGGCGAAAAAAGAAAAAGAAGCAAAGCUUAAAAAGCAAUGCAGCGCAUUGGCUCAAAAGGAAAAGAAGGCAAAGCUUCAAAAGCAGUGCAAGGCAAUGGCCAAGAAGAAACAAAAAGCUCAGCUUCAAAAACAAUGUGCGGCAAUAGAAAAAAAGGCGAAGCUUGAAAAGAAAUGCAGCGCAAUGGCUCAAAAGAAAAAAGAACCAAAGGUUGACAAGAAAUGCGUGCUAUGCGUCCCUCCAUGGGAGAAACCCCCAUGGGAAAGAAGUGGUAAAGUGGCAAAAAAAUCGAAACAAGAUCAGCUAAAGAAAGCGUGCGCGGAGGCAGCGCAGAAGGAGAAAUGUGAAAAGAUGGCUAAGCAGAAGUUAAUAGACAGACUUAAACAACAUUGUAAGAAAUUAGCGGAAAAGGCUUUGGCAACCAAGUGUAAGGAAGAGGCCAAGCGAAAAGCACAAAAAGAAAAAGGAAAAAAAAUUAAAGAGGAAUGUCUUAAAAUGGCCAAUGAUAAACCACCAAGUAAAAGUAAAUAAAUGUUGUCGAUAAAUUAAAAAAUAGAAUAUUACGAGCAAUAAAAAUUGUAUUUGAGCGUCAACUGAGAUUACAAAA
Molecule: messenger RNA, 1613 nt
Organism: Drosophila nasuta
Lineage: Eukaryota; Metazoa; Arthropoda; Insecta; Diptera; Drosophilidae
Product: axoneme-associated protein mst101(1)-like
Exons: 1
Coding region: 86-1537 (483 amino acids)
Source: RefSeq, a predicted model, not a curated record